Molecule: messenger RNA, 1014 nt
Organism: Talaromyces proteolyticus
Lineage: Eukaryota; Fungi; Ascomycota; Eurotiomycetes; Eurotiales; Trichocomaceae
Exons: 2
Coding region: 112-1014 (300 amino acids)
Source: RefSeq, a predicted model, not a curated record
GUCCUGGACAAUUGGCAAAGGUUUUAACUCUAACAGUCUCUCGCUAGGAUAGUCAAUCGCUAUAUCCUCUGACACAUUCGUUUUUCGUCAAACCUAGAGCAAGACGUCAACAUGGUUAACGCAGGCCUUGCACUUUUGAUGCUUGCUGGCCCAGCUUUUGCUGGUGUCAUAGAGCAGCGAGGUGACCAGAACACCGAGGGAGGUAAGACUCCUGGAGCUUACGAGGCACCCCCUCCUCCGGUGUCGACUUAUGCUCCUCCUCCUCCUCCACCCCCUCCGGUGUCAACUUACGCCCCUCCUCCUCCUCCGGUGUCGACUUAUGCUCCUCCGCCGCAUUCCUCUGCGCCUCCUCCUCCACCACCACCACCACCACCUCACUCCUACCCUUCUCCUCCUCCUCCUCCUCCUCCGCCUCAUACCUACACUCCUCCGCCUCACACCUACACUCCUCCACCUCCACCUCCACCUCACACGGUGCCAACCUACACCCCACCUCAUCCAAGCCCUCCGCCCAAGUCCCAAACUACUCCUGUUGUGCCACCUCCGCAGACCAAGUCCAUUCCUCCUGGUUUUUGCGAAACGACCUUGACAGUCACUACUACUGAGUGUCCUGUCACCUCUACGGUCACCACUUCCGGUACCUCUACCAUCACUGUGCCAGUGACUCUGACCAACACCGUCACUCGCACUAUUGUCACUGUUGUUCCUACUGGCUCUACUAUCCCAGUCCAGCCUGCUCCAGCUCCAGCUCCGGCUCCAGCACCAGCACCAGCACCAGCACCAGCCCCAGCUCCGGCCCCGGCCCCGGCCUCUGGCGCUCCAGCUCCAGCUGCUCCGGCUGCUCCGGCUGCUCCAGCACCUGCUGCCCCGGCUCCUCAUUCUGAAGCCCCAGCUCCUGCUGGCUCGUCCAAGCCUACUGCUGCCGCUCCUCUCUUCACCGGUGCCGCCUCGGCCAACCAGCAGCCCGCUGCCGGCCUUGUGGUUGCUGCUCUCGGAGCUUUCGCCCUUCUCUAA